Messenger RNA from Melanotaenia boesemani (Boeseman's rainbowfish), 704 nucleotides. It is a transcript of the gene crygs2, whose product is annotated as crystallin, gamma S2. NCBI's taxonomy places the organism in Eukaryota, Metazoa, Chordata, Actinopteri, Atheriniformes, Melanotaeniidae. Bases 100 to 624 code for a protein of 174 amino acids. Gene Ontology annotation, molecular function: structural constituent of eye lens. The transcript has 3 exons. The record is from RefSeq and is a predicted model, not a curated record. Gene Ontology annotation, biological process: lens development in camera-type eye; visual perception.
CACCAGCUGAAAGGCCAGAGCAACAUCGAGACCUCAGGGGAUCCACCUACAUCAACUCUAUUCAGCAUCUGUGAGGCUGUCCCACACUUUACAUCCAAGAUGGGCAGGAUCAUCUUCUACGAGGACAAGAACUUCCAGGGCCGACGCUACGAGUCUGAGAGCGACUGCUCAGAUUUCCACGCCUACCUGAGCCGCUGCAACUCCAUCCGAGUGGAGAGUGGGGACUGGGUGGUGUACGAGAAGCCCAACUACAUGGGCUACCAGUACGUUCUACCCAGGGGGGAGUACCCAGAGUACCAGCGCUGGAUGGGGCUCAACGACCGCCUCAGCUCCUGCAAGAUGAUCCACAUUGGCAGAGUGACCCUGUACAAGAUCUCCCUGUAUGAGAAGGCUGACUUUGGGGGCCAGAUAGUCGAAGCCACAGAGGACUGCCCUUCGCUUCUGGAGAAGUUCCGUUUGAGGGAGGUCAACUCCUGUAAGGUCAACGAUGGCUGGUGGAUUUUCUACGAGCACCCCAACUACCGCGGACGCCAGUACUUCCUGGAGAAGGGGGAGUACCGCAAGCCUGGCGACUGGGGAGCCGUCAGUCCUGUGGUCCAGUCCUUCAGGCGCUUCACUGAAUGAUCCAUCCAAACUUCGGAAAGACCAUAUACAAGCUACGUCAGGGCACUCACAGUUGAUAUUUGGCAAAGACUCUCACUGAU